Rodentolepis nana is the source of this 291-nucleotide messenger RNA. The record is from the annotation of a GenBank genome assembly. NCBI's taxonomy places the organism in Eukaryota, Metazoa, Platyhelminthes, Cestoda, Cyclophyllidea, Hymenolepididae.
UAUCAUCAUCGUCGUCGUCGUCAUCAUCAGAAUCCGCAAUCAAGUCAUGCAUCACAGUCACAACAGAAUCACUAUCGUCGUCGUCGUCAUCAUCAGAAUCCUCCAUCAAGUCAUGCACCUCAUUAUCAACAGUAUCAUCAUCGACGUCGUCGUAGUCAUCAUCAGAAUCCGCAGACAAAUCAUGUUACUAAUUCACAACAGUAUCAUCAUCGUCGUCGUCGUCGCCAUCAGCAGAAUCCGCCAUCAAGUCAUGUAACUCAUUCACAACAGUGUCAUCAUCUAUCAUUAUAG